This is a messenger RNA of Durusdinium trenchii, 912 nucleotides long. NCBI's taxonomy places the organism in Eukaryota, Dinophyceae, Suessiales, Symbiodiniaceae. The record is from the annotation of a GenBank genome assembly.
AUGGCCAUGACAUUUGUGAAGCUCGGACUUUUCUCCCUUGCAUUGGCAGAGACCAAGAGUGAAGGGGGUGGCCUCAAGGUCCGUCGGGAUGGUGUGACCAUCCUCCAUAUCAGCGACACGCACAGCCUGCACCGCUCUGCUGGCGACCUCCCAAGCGCCGACAUUUUUAUCCAUUCAGGUGAUGUUUCGCAGAUUGGAAGUGAUGGUGAGGUGGGCGAUUUCAAUGAUUGGCUGGGGUCCAUCAAGGGAAAGUACAGAGAAAUGUUUGUCAUCUCUGGCAACCACGACUACUGGGAUACAAACAAACGCCUCAACCGUGGUUGGUUGGCAGAGUCCGUGGCACAGAACCCUGAAUAUUUCCAGAAUAAGAUCACCAAUGCCAAAGUUCUGGCUCAUGAGUUGGUGGAGGUUAUGGGUCUCAAGAUUUGGGGUGCUGGUUGGAAUCCUCAACGUGGAGACUCUUUCUCUGGAAACAACUAUGAUGAUGUGCCUCAAGGAAUUGAUAUCCUGGUGACGCACGAUGCAGCGGCAGGCAUUUUUGAUUCCAGUGGAGGAGGACGCUGGGGCUCCAGCCCACAGCUACUGGAUGCUAUCUACCGAACGAAACCCAAAGUUCACCUUUUCGGACACAUCCAUGAGCAGCGUGGGCACUGGCAGAAGAAUGGCAACAGCUUCCAGGGAGGCGUGGAAUAUCGUCCCAAUCCUUCAAGCAGCCAGGUUUUUCGCCAGAAUGGGCCACCACCUCAGGACUAUCCUGUGGAAGUGGAAUCCAACAAUGCUAUGGCUAAUCAGCCGGCAGUGGACCAUAGCUGGACUGGAGUUUGGGCACCACAACACCUCGUAGGGCGCCCACGGCUGAUCACUGCGAAGAGGCAAGGUGAUUCUUGGCACUUCACAUCCGAAGUGCUUUGA